Messenger RNA from Brassica napus (rape), 1293 nucleotides. RefSeq lists its product as uncharacterized. Bases 1 to 1293 code for a protein of 430 amino acids. Lineage: Eukaryota; Viridiplantae; Streptophyta; Magnoliopsida; Brassicales; Brassicaceae. The record is from RefSeq and is a predicted model, not a curated record. The transcript has 2 exons. Gene Ontology annotation, biological process: DNA integration.
AUGGGUGACAUCACGACAACCACGACGCCGGCGAAGGCAAAAGAUGGCGGAGCUUCCUCUAUCAGCUGCCCGAAGCUCACUAAAACUAACUACACGGUUUGGGCAAUCAGGAUGAAGAUCUUACUGAAAGUACACAAAGCUUGGGACAUAAUAGAGAAAGAAUCGGAUGAAACCGAUAAGAAUGAUAUGGCCAUAGCGUUGAUCUUUCAGUCGAUUCCUGAAGCUCUAAUCUUACAAGUUGGAGCUAUAGAUAAUGCGAAGAAAGUAUGGGAUGUUAUAAAAGAAAGGAAUAUGGGUGCCGACAGAGUAAAAGAAGCUAGACUACAAACCCUAAUGGCAGAGUUUGAUCGACUUAAGAUGAACGACACAUAUUCAAUUGAUAGUUUUGUUAGGAGAUUACUAGAAAUCACAUCAAAAUCUUCUGCAUUAGGAGAGAACAUUGAAGAACCACAGCUGGUUAAUAAAUUUCUUCAAAGCCUUCCUCGUAAGAAGUACAUACAUAUUGUGGCUUCUCUCGAGGAAGUCUUGGAUCUUAAAACUACUAGCUUCGAAGACAUUUUCGGCCGUAUGAAAGCUUAUGAGGAACGGUUAUGUGAAGUAGAGGAAGAAAAGCAAGAUAAUCAAGGCACGCUAAUGUAUGCUAAUACAUUUCAACCUCAAUUAAACCGGGAUUACAACGAAGGCUAUAGAAAUAGGGGUCGAGGUGGACGUUUCUAUAACAGAGGAGGUCGCGGACGUGGAUGGUCAUACAAAGACGUCGACUUUUCUAAGAUUACAUUCUUCCGAUCUGACAAGAAUGGGAACCUCGCUCUUGACUGCCUGGAUAGACUACUUAAGCUGCAAGAAACUUGCGAGAACAAAGAGGAUGAGACGCAUGAAGCAAAUGGACUACUAAUGCAUGAGGUCGUCUAUCUUAACGAAAGGAAUGUGAAACCUAGAGAGUUAGAGUCUGGUAUGGAUAGCGACAGAAUAUGGUAUCUCGACAAUGGCGCAAGCAAUCACAUGACAGGGAACCAUAGUAACUUCAACAAGAUUGAUGAAACUAUCACAGGAAAAGUAUGCUUCGGAGAUGAUUCUCGAAUCGACAUCAAAGAUGAUCAUUCACGCUACAUGUGGUCGGUCUUGUUGAAAGAAAAAGGAGAGGCCUUCGACAAGUUCAUGCGUUUUAAAGCAUUGGUUGAACAAGAAAUCGGACAGGCGAUCAAUACUUUCAGGACAGAUAGAGGAGGAGAAUUUAUGUCUACGGAUUCCUCAACAAGUUUUGCGAAGUAUCUGGAAUACAAAGGCAUUUAA